Messenger RNA from Fusarium proliferatum ET1, 987 nucleotides. RefSeq lists its product as uncharacterized. The coding region runs from base 1 to 987 and encodes 328 amino acids. Lineage: Eukaryota; Fungi; Ascomycota; Sordariomycetes; Hypocreales; Nectriaceae. The record is from RefSeq and is a predicted model, not a curated record. Gene Ontology annotation, molecular function: dioxygenase activity. The transcript has a single exon.
AUGGCUACCACUGCUGCUUCUCUGAGCUCCCAUGGAAUUGAGCCGGCUGUUCCCGCUCCCGUCGCCAACAACGCGAGUCCGCUCUUAGACACUUCGGUGCAGGCGCUUAGCUCCAGUUCUGCCAUCUUCUCCUUUGAGCCCCAUAUCAAAGCACCCUUUGAUGCCAUUCGACGUCUGUUUGAUCAUCUUCGAGCCAAUCCUGAGAAUGCAUCUUCUCUCAAUGCUGCGUAUCCCAAGCGGGGCAUCUUCAAGACAGCUGCGAUGGAAAAUGCCAUUUCUGACCAGAAGUUCACCAUUGAUCUGUCGCCCGCCCGCAAUGGCCGCAUUCCAGAGGCCUUGCGGGAGAGACUGGCCGGUGAUGGAUUCAACGAGGUCCUGGACUUCUUUGAAGAGGUCAACAGCACCUACGUCGUUCAAAUCAUGAACAUUAUGCAUGAGUUCAUCGGUACUGAUCUCGGACAAGUCCACAAGACUGGCAACCUCAACUACCGUCUGUGUGACUACAACACGGAUACUGCCGACCCGACUAGUGACAACGGAUGCGGCGCCCAUACAGACUAUGGCACCUUUACCAUCAUCUUCCAGGACGGAACAUCGGGGCUCGAAAUUGAAGAUGCCGAGCAGCCCGGUCUUUGGGUACCUGUUCCUGGCGAUGCAACGGUUGUCCUUGCCGGUUGGUGCGCUGUGAUCCUAAGUGGAGGCAAUAUCCGAGCAACCCGUCAUCGAGUCAGAAGAACUCCUGGUAUUCGAAGACUCAGUGCUGUUCUCUUCGUUGCCCCAGAUGUUGAGGCCACUCUUCGACCUCUCGAAGGUGUCAAGGUUGUUCGCCCGUUCACUAAGAAGGUCAUUGAUGGGCAGUUGGAUGUUGGGGAGUUCAAAGAGGUCAUGGGCAAGAAGUGGAGACGUCGUGAGGGCAAUGAGAAGUCUGAUGACGGAGAUGACACGGAAACACAGGACAGUGAGAUCGAAAGAUUCAUCUGGGCCUGA